Molecule: messenger RNA, 1932 nt
Organism: Rhopalosiphum padi (bird cherry-oat aphid)
Lineage: Eukaryota; Metazoa; Arthropoda; Insecta; Hemiptera; Aphididae
Gene: Gmer
Product: GDP-L-fucose synthase
Exons: 7
Coding region: 151-1116 (321 amino acids)
Biological process (GO): nucleotide-sugar biosynthetic process
Molecular function (GO): GDP-L-fucose synthase activity
Source: RefSeq, a predicted model, not a curated record
UAUGAUAAAAAGACAAAAUAGAAAACAUUCUUAACAGUCAAAUGUUGUUCAUAAAAGUCUGUUUUAAAUUUUAAAAUACACAAAAUUCAAAAGCCACAAUUCAAAUACUUAUUCGCUCAACUACGUAUUUAUUGAUAUCGAAUUGACGCAAUGGCCAAAGUCAUUUUGGUUACUGGUGGAUCAGGACUGGUGGGCAGCGCCAUCAGAACAAUUGUUGAAACCCAAAAUGAAGCAUUACCUGAUGAAAAAUGGAUAUUUACUAAUUCAAAAGAAGCAGAUCUCAAUGAUGUACAAGCGACAAAAGAUUUAUUUGAAAAAUAUAAACCUACACAUGUCAUACACUUGGCGGCUAUGGUUGGCGGUCUAUUUCAUAAUAUGAACAACAAUUUGGACUUUUUGCGCAAAAAUGUACACAUAAACGAUAAUGUUCUAGAAACUAGUUUUCAGUACAAUGUAAAAAAAGUCGUUUCAUGUUUAUCUACAUGUAUUUUUCCAGACAAAACAUCAUAUCCAAUUAAUGAAACUAUGAUUCAUAAUGGACCUCCUCAUCCAUCCAACUUUGGUUAUAGUUAUGCCAAGCGACUGUUAGACAUCGCAAAUAAAGCAUACCAUCAAAAACAUGGAGUGAUAUAUACUUCUGUUGUUCCAUGUAAUGUAUUUGGGCCACAUGAUAAUUUUGACUUACAAAAUGCCCAUGUAGUUCCAGCUCUCAUUCAUCGACUACACAUAGCUAUAGAAAAAGGAGAUGAUAAAUUUGUUGUAUUGGGAUCUGGAAAACCUUUGCGACAAUUCAUUUAUUCAUUGGAUCUUGCCAGACUAUUUGUUUGGGUAUUAAGGAAUUAUAAUGAUGUUGAACCCAUUAUUUUAUCAGUGGACGAGAAAGAUGAAAUAACAAUUCGGUUAUUAGCUGAAAUGAUUGCUAAAUCAUUUAAUUUUCAAGGAGUUUUAGAAUUUGACACUAGUGCUGCAGAUGGUCAGAUAAAAAAAACUGCUAGUAAUGAAAAACUUAGAAAAUUGUUACCAAAUUUUAAAUUUACCAAUUUAGAAACAGCUAUUGCUGACACUGUUGAAUGGUUUAAAAAAAAUCAUAAACAAGCAAGACUGGCCGCACCAUAAAGAAUAUGAUUAAUUUAAAAAUAUGUUUUUAUUUUUAUGAGAAAUCUGAAUUUAUCUUACAUUUUAUUUUUGUUAUAAAUACUGUUAUUUUUAUAAGGUGUUUAACAAUAAUCUUAAUUAAGUAAAUUACUUUUUUUGAUUCUCAAAACAGUUUUCUUACUAAAACUGUAAUACUUAAGUAUUAAAUAAUUAUUAAAAAUAAUCCAUAAUUUGUUCAUUAGUAAAAAAUUAUUCAUUAAUAUAAUUUUACUUAAAAAAAAAAAAUCUUAUAAUAUAAAAUAGGCUUAGAAGUGCAACAGUAAUGUAGUAAAUAAGUAUUAUAAAAAUAUGUUACUACUGUACUAGUGAUAUAAACUUAUAUGCAACCUACUAAAAAUGUGCUUGUAUUAUUACUAUUAAGAGACUUGUUUUAAAUAUAUUAUAAUUUAACAUCAUUACUUGCCAAUUUUUAAAACUAUUAUUUAUUUAUAUUUUCAUAUUUAUUUAAAAGUUGUAGAAAAAUUAUCUUAUAAAAAAGCUAUGUUAUAUCAUCAAUUUUAUGUUCAGACUUGGCUCAAAAAGUAGUCGACUGAAGAAAGUGCCUGGGACGGCAUUUAAAAUGUUAAUAUUAUAAAUUAUUUUUAUAAAGAUAAUAUCACACAAUGUUUUAAUAUUAAAAAAUAAUAAAUAUUCAUUGUUUUGUUUAUUUGUUAUAAGUUAUAACUUUUAACAAAUUAUUUUGAACUUGUAAAUAAUGUAAAUGACCUUAAGUUUAAAUACUAAUCAAUAUUUAAUUAAAAUUGUUGAAAAUAAAAAUGAUUGAGACGAUGCUUGUCA